AGAGGUGGGUGGGAGGCGCGGGGAGCGCGUUCCAGGGCGGCUGCUCGCGGGUGGCCGCCGCCGGGCGCUGGGACCCGCGCGGCUCCUCCUCUUAGCCCCCCACCCCUUCCUCCUCCUCCUCCUCCUCCUUCUCGGCCCCGGGAAGAGGCAGGGCUGGAUCCCUCAGCCGCCGCUCCUCCUCCUGGCAGGCCCGCCGCGGAGUCAGCUGACGCCGGCGCUCCAGCCUCGCCUCCCCGCGCCGCGCUCUGCGCUCCCCGAAAGUGGCUGCAAGCCGGCAGCCCACUCUCGGGGUUCGGGGGACAGAGAAAGUGAUGUGCGCCCUCUGAAGCCUCGCCCAGCGCCGCCGAAGCAGCGUCACCUCUCCAACUUUCUCCCCCCACGACUCCCUGUCUCGACCCUGCCCUCGACCCUCCCCAAAGCCACUUGGGGUGCGCGCGCCUGGGUAAAGGGGGGUCGCCGGCUGUCGGGGAUGGCUUCCAAUUUUAAUGACAUAGUGAAGCAAGGGUACGUGAGGAUCCGGAGCAGACGUCUCGGGAUUUAUCAACGAUGCUGGUUAGUAUUCAAGAAAGCUUCAAGCAAAGGUCCAAAGAGACUGGAGAAAUUUUCUGAUGAACGUGCUGCAUAUUUCAGGUGUUAUCAUAAGGUUACAGAACUCAACAAUGUGAAGAAUGUCGCUCGAUUGCCAAAGAGCACCAAGAAACAUGCCAUAGGGAUUUAUUUCAAUGACGAUACUUCCAAGACUUUCGCUUGCGAAUCAGAUCUUGAAGCCGAUGAGUGGUGCAAAGUACUCCAGAUGGAGUGUGUAGGAACACGGAUCAAUGACAUCAGCCUUGGAGAGCCUGACUUACUGGCCACUGGGGUUGAAAGAGAACAGAGUGAGAGAUUCAAUGUGUAUUUGAUGCCAUCUCCUAACUUAGAUGUACAUGGCGAAUGUGCCUUGCAGAUUACAUAUGAGUAUAUCUGUCUUUGGGACAUCCAGAAUCCCAGAGUCAAACUCAUCUCUUGGCCGCUAAGCGCCUUGCGGCGGUAUGGACGUGAUACUACGUGGUUCACUUUUGAGGCAGGGAGGAUGUGUGAGACUGGUGAAGGGCUGUUUAUCUUUCAGACCCGAGAUGGGGAGGCCAUCUAUCAGAAAGUCCACUCUGCUGCCUUGGCCAUAGCUGAGCAGCAUGAGCGCUUGCUACAGAGCGUGAAGAACUCAAUGCUCCAGAUGAAGAUGAGUGAGCGGGCCGCUUCGCUGAGCACCAUGGUGCCCCUGCCUCGCAGCGCCUACUGGCAGCACAUCACACGGCAGCACAGCACGGGCCAGCUCUACCGCCUGCAAGAUGUUACCAGCCCUCUGAAGCUUCAUCGAACAGAGACUUUUCCAGCCUACAGAUCUGAGCACUGACAGUAACUGACAAGAAUUGUUAACACAGUUGUGAUGUGCCAGCUGCAGAUCCACCCAGGAGGUCACCGAAUGACAGCAAGGGAAGUGACAAAGAAGAAAAGCAGCUUAAAGUUCUGGCUAAUUGUGUGGUCAUUGGGAAACUCUGCAAUACAACAGUUUUCUUUGUUUUCUUGUUCUUUUUUAAAUUCUUAGUGUAAUUGAAACAUGCUCUAUAGAUAUUGACUUUGUGUUCCCUCUUUUUCAGCUGGACAGCAAGAAGUCAAUGUCACGAAAUGAUUUUCUAUUGUAGAUACCCUGUCCCUUGCACUUCUCUGAAUCUGUCCUUUUGUGGAUUCUUGUGAUUUUCCUUCCAAGUGUUUCAGUUGUAUGAGUCAGUAUUGACAAUAAAGUGGCUUUUAAUUAUUUGUUAUUUGUUUACACCCUAUUCCUCAGUUAUUAAUACUGUGGUUCUGAUUAACUACUGAAAAUUAUAUUUGAUUAUAUCACCAAUUAGUUAAAUCAGUGCUUUGACUCACUCUUACCUGUUCUGUUCAAGACUAUUCUUUCAAAGAACCCGAUAGGAUUGUUUACAGGGUUACAGUUUCUCUCUCAUAUGUUUUCUUCACCCUCUUACCCCCUUUUUAAAAAGCCUUUAUUUUGUUUGAAGUAUCUUCAUAAAACAUUUGAAAAUAAAAGAUCAUUCUUCACCCAUA
Molecule: messenger RNA, 2082 nt
Organism: Saimiri boliviensis boliviensis (Bolivian squirrel monkey)
Lineage: Eukaryota; Metazoa; Chordata; Mammalia; Primates; Cebidae
Gene: DOK5
Product: docking protein 5
Biological process (GO): cell surface receptor protein tyrosine kinase signaling pathway
Cellular component (GO): cytoplasm
Source: RefSeq, a predicted model, not a curated record